Messenger RNA from Rotaria sp. Silwood1, 303 nucleotides. NCBI's taxonomy places the organism in Eukaryota, Metazoa, Rotifera, Eurotatoria, Philodinida, Philodinidae. The record is from the annotation of a GenBank genome assembly.
AUGAUCGAUGUACUUUAUUCACUGGUGGGUGUAAAUCAACGAUUUGAUCGACUAGCACUUGAUCCUCUCUAUAUUCAUCAUCUGAAUUUAAUGGUUGAAUCAAUGCUUACGAAUAACUUUUCAGUAGGCAAACAAGUUCUUGAUAGAAUUUGUGAAGAAAUUUUGCCUCGAAUUAAUAAUAAAAUAAACAAACUCAUUGUUGAUCGAUAUUCUAUAGAACGUGUAUUUCGUGUUGUUGUCUAUCCUCAACUUUAUUCAUUAACAUUUGCCACUUUUCAACAAGUUACACUUUUACCAUAUUGA